GCAUAUUAUAUACAAAGAAAGCUAAUAUGGAGGAUCAAGAACAUAUCAUAGUCAGCAUAAGCGGCACAAAGUUUGAAAUCUCAAAAGACACAUGGAUAUCUAUAGAGAGUAACCUACAACAGAAACACGGCUUGAAGGAAACCUCUAAUCUCUAUAAGAUAACAAAAUCGGGUGACCAUUUCUUUGAAAGGCAUCCUAUUUGCUUCCCUGCAGUGUUGGGAUAUUUCCAAAACAGGGAACUACAUAUGCCGUCUUCUCUGUGUCCUUCUGAAUUCAAUGACGAGCUGGAAUUCUGGGGAAUCAAUCCGGAAAAAAUGGCAAAAUGCUGCUACAGUCGAUAUGUUGGCUUCUUUGACGACCAGAACGUUUUGAAAAUCUUGGAAACAGACCAAGCCGCCAGGACAAAUGAAAAAUUGGAAAUCGCGCGAAGACAACACGGAACAGGAUGGCGAGCUCUUGAGGCGAAAGUGUGGAGUGUCUUAGAGGAGCCAUCUUCAGGCACUUUAGCUAAGAUCUACUUCUACGUCAGCGCUAUUUUUGUCAUCGUCUCCAUAUCAGCGCUGGUUUCAGGAACACAUAAAACGUUCAAGCGACCUCUGAACUUGGCGGAAUGGCGGGAGUUUUUUGGAGAUGAUUUCUACAAGUACAAGGCCCACUUCGACGGAAGUGACCUCACUAACAUGACAGUACCUCCGCUUCCAAAGACAGGUACAAGCCUCGAUUUUCUCAUGUAUUUAGAAUAUGUGACUGUCACAUUUUUCACAAUUGAACUCGUCAUUAGGAUUAUAUUCUGUCCCUUUAAGAAGAAAUUUUUCAUUUCUUUUCUCAACCUGGUUGACAUUUUCGCUCUGUUGGUAAUGUAUUCAAAAUACGUUGUCAAUGCGAUUAACCCUAAGGACAAGUACCAAGCGUCUGUCUUUGACAUCGUCCACUGUUUACAAAUUGUCCGAGUGUUCCGUCUCUUCAGACUUGUCAAGAACUACAUCGGGUUCCGUGUCUUGUUAUACUCCGUGAAGGCGAGUGCAGUGGAAGUGAUGCUCAUGUCCAUGUUCCUGGUGGUCGCAAUGCUUAUGUUCGGCGCAUUCGCCUUCUUUUCGGGGGACACUGUGUUUGAGAGUAUACCUGACGCCUUCUGGUGGGCUAUCAUAACCAUGACUACUGUUGGAUAUGGGGAUGUCUAUCCGACCAUUGGUCUGUCGAAACUCGUUGGGGCCGUCUGCGCGGUCACUGGGGUGUGUCUCCUCGCUGUCAUUAUUCCAAUAUUUGUGAAUAACUUUCUUCUGUUCUAUGCCUACUCAAAAGUUUGGGGAUCAUCCACAAGUGAAGAUGGAAAUGAAAAGAGGAAAAGCAUAGCAAGCGUUUCUCCGAGUGAAGUCAAUGUCACCUCAUCGGCAUCGUUGCCCGCAAAAACUGCAAAUGCAAACACUUAG
Mizuhopecten yessoensis (Yesso scallop) is the source of this 1430-nucleotide messenger RNA. Its product is annotated as potassium voltage-gated channel protein egl-36-like. The record is from RefSeq and is a predicted model, not a curated record. Gene Ontology annotation, biological process: protein homooligomerization; potassium ion transmembrane transport. Bases 27 to 1430 code for a protein of 467 amino acids. The transcript has 2 exons. Gene Ontology annotation, cellular component: membrane; voltage-gated potassium channel complex. Lineage: Eukaryota; Metazoa; Mollusca; Bivalvia; Pectinida; Pectinidae. Gene Ontology annotation, molecular function: delayed rectifier potassium channel activity.